Molecule: messenger RNA, 339 nt
Organism: Penicillium argentinense
Lineage: Eukaryota; Fungi; Ascomycota; Eurotiomycetes; Eurotiales; Aspergillaceae
Exons: 1
Coding region: 1-339 (112 amino acids)
Source: RefSeq, a predicted model, not a curated record
AUGUGCCGGAUGGCUGGCAAGAGAGACGGCCACCCAUCUCCCGAUGGCGAAUCCCAUCGGAACCAAAAGGGUCUGUUCCGAUCCAGUUCGCCCACGGCUAUCCACACUAGCGAGAAGCGUGGACCAGACCGACUACCAACUAAAGUAGACCAAGACCACGCCGCUGGGACAUCACACUGGUGUGUGCACGGCAAGCAGCGCCUUCGACGCCCGUGUAUCCCGUCUGAGAAUCUCGUACACGAAUGGAAGCCAACAUCUACGGGCUGUAUGGAGUACAUAGACGCACACACCAUGCUGGAGGAUGCUCCCGGUGAGUUCUUCCCUUUUGCGGAACAGUGA